Messenger RNA from Laetiporus sulphureus 93-53, 488 nucleotides. RefSeq lists its product as uncharacterized. Bases 78 to 380 code for a protein of 100 amino acids. The record is from RefSeq and is a predicted model, not a curated record. Lineage: Eukaryota; Fungi; Basidiomycota; Agaricomycetes; Polyporales; Laetiporaceae. The transcript has 2 exons.
GUGGCCAGUUUGGGCAACCCGCGGUACUGCCUGUCGGGCGCAGUCACCCGGGUUAUUGUUCUCUCAUUCUUUCAGUCAUGGACGUCUCUGGCUCGAGCCACUACGUUCACGGAAAUCGUCCGGCGUCGAUUUCAGAGCUUGCCACAAGGGCACAGGACAUCUUCUGGGACCCGAACAAGGGUCUGAAGCACUGGUUGCGUACCGCGGAGAAGGCCAGAAGAACAGCUGAGCAGCUUGUCAAGGACGGCGAUUAUGAGAAUGCGUUCGUGAAUUAUGCUAAGGCCGCCACCGUUGUACUGGAAAAGAUACCUACGCAUCGAGACUACAGCGUCUUAUUGACUCCCGAUCAGCGGAAGAACCUUGAUAUGGUUGUAUUGUGAACACUAGAUGCAGCGGGAGGUGAAGUUAGCAGCGGGAUGUGGCGGUUGUACGAAAAUGCAUCCGUUACGAAUUGUUUCCAGGUUACCUCUUCAGAACCGGUCGGGUGA